UUCCACUUCUGACCCCGGCGUUCGCUCAGCUGACGGCCCCGCCCCUACCUUCCACCCAUCACGUGAGCGGCCGCGGAGGCUGCCGGGAUCGGGCUGUAGUCUCGGUUCGGGCUCAAUAUGGCGGCUCUGGGCGAGCGCUGAGGAGCCGGCGGGGUAGAUUUGGUGGCGCUGGGAGUGCGUGCGGCCCUGUCCCGGCCGGAGCGCGUUAGCCGGUUCGCGGCUGAGGGAGGCGGCGGCGGGAGAACGGCUGCGGAGCGGCGCGGGGCCUGCGGCGGGGAGAUGGCCCAGUGCGUGCAGUCGGUGCAGGAGUUCAUCCAGGACUCGUUCGUGCCCUUGGUGGCCGCGCUGUGCAGCGAGGAGGCGGAGAGACUCACCCGCAAGAACAACCUGGGCUUCUCCGAGCUGGUGAAGCCCUUCUGCCGCCUCACCUCGGAAGUUCACAUGAGAGAUCCUAACAACCAGCUUCACGUAAUUAAAAACUUGAAAAUUGCUGUCAACAAUAUUAUUACCCACUCACCUCAGCCAGGAGGCAUUCGGAAGCUUCUACAUGAUGUUGUAUCUGUCAGUCAACCAGCAGAAGGAUUAGUAACUAAUGUGAUUACUGCAGGAGAUUAUGAUCUCAACAUAAGUGAUCGCUCAGUUAAAGCUAGUGUUCCUUGGUACAAUAAUUGGAAAGACACACUGAUGGAACUGAACACAUCCACGUUUUAUUCAGCUACUACUCCGUGGUUUGAGGCUUACAGAGAGAGCUUUCUUCAGUCCAUGCCUGCAUCAGAUCAUGAAUUCCUAAACCACUAUGUAGCAUGUAUGCUUGUAGUUUCUUCUGGUGAGCCUGAACCUGUGGAGCAAUUUCUGAAGCUGUCACAAGAGCAGCAUAGAAUUCAGCACAGCAGUGAAUAUGCAUAUCCAAAAUGGUUUAUACCAAACACACUCAAAUAUUAUGUAUUGCUACAUGAUGUAAGUGCAGGAGAGGAACAAAGAGCUGACUCAGUAUAUGAAGAAAUGAAACAGAGAUAUGGAACUCAGGGUUGCUAUUUACUUAAAAUAAAUUCUCGAGGAUCUAACAGGGGAGCAGAUGAACAAAUACCAGAUCCUUGGAGUCAGUAUCUCCAGAAAAACAGUAUCCAAAACCAGGAAUCUUAUGAUGAUGGUCCAUAUACUGUAAUUUCAAAUAAGAAUGCUGACCAGUUAAUAUCAGAUGGCUUAGAUAAUGACAUCCAAGUAGAUGGUUUAUCAAAUAACUUUAAGGCUCACCCUCUUCAACUGGAUCAUCUAAGUGAUACUAGUAGCAGUUUUGAUGGCACUGAUUACAUAAAGACUACUUCAUCACUGCAUGAAUCAAAGAAGACAAGUUCUGGGACUCCUCAUGGUGCAUGUUUAACGCUCACAGAUCAUGAUCGAAUUAGACAAUUCAUACAGGAGUUCACGUUUAGGGGGCUUUUGCCACAUAUAGAGAAAACAAUUCGACAGCUUAAUGAUCAGUUAAUAUCCAGGAAAGGUUUGAGUCGAUCACUAUUUUCUGCAACAAAAAAAUGGUUUAGUGGCAGUAAAGUUCCAGAGAAAAGCAUAAAUGAGCUGAAAAAUACAUCUGGCUUAUUGUAUCCCCCAGAAGCACCAGAACUUCAAAUCAGGAAAAUGGCAGACUUGUGUUUCUUGGUCCAACACUAUGAACUGGCAUAUAGCUGCUAUCAUACAGCAAAGAAAGACUUUUUGAAUGAUCAAGCAAUGCUUUAUGCAGCUGGAGCACUGGAAAUGGCAGCAGUAUCAGCUUUUCUUCAGCCUGGGGCGCCUAGACCGUACCCUGCUCAUUAUAUGGAUACAGCAAUUCAAACAUAUAGGGAUAUCUGCAAGAACAUGGUGCUGGCUGAGAGAUGUGUGCUGCUUAGUGCUGAAAUUUUAAAAAGCCAGAGCAAAUAUUCAGACGCUGCUGCUCUUCUGAUACGAUUAACCAGUGAGGAUUCUGAUCUUCGCAGUGCACUUCUGUUGGAGCAGGCUGCACAUUGCUUUAUAAACAUGAAAAGUCCUAUGGUUAGAAAGUUUGCCUUUCAUAUGAUAUUGGCUGGCCAUAGGUAUAGCAAAGCAGGACAGAAGAAACAUGCCCUGCGUUGCUAUUGUCAAGCCAUGCAAGUUUACAAAGGGAAAGGUUGGUCUCUUGCAGAGGAUCAUAUUAACUUCACAAUUGGUCGUCAGUCUUUUACACUUCGUCAGCUUGAUAAUGCUGUGUCUGCCUUCCGGCAUAUUUUGAUCAAUGACAGCAAACAACCUGCUGCUCAACAAGGGACCUUCCUCAGAGAAUACCUUUAUGUUUACAAGAAUGUAACUCAGCUGUCACCCGAUGGCCCUUUACCACAGCUUCCUUUACCAUAUAUUAACAAUUCUGCAACACGAGUAUUCUUUGGACAUGAUCGACGACCAGCAGAAGGUGAAAAGCAGGCAGCCACACAUAUAAGUCUUGAUCAGGAAUAUGAUUGUGAAUCUUCUCACCAAUGGAAGGAGCUUGAAGAACAGGUUGUGGCUGUGGUUAACAAAGGAAUAAUACCAUCAAACUUUCAACCGACGCAGUAUUGUUUGAACAGCUUUUCAGAUAACUCCAAGUUUCCACUUGCUGUAGUAGAAGAACCAGUAACAGUGGAAGUAGCCUUUAGAAACCCAUUGAAGGUUCCACUUUUGUUGACUGAUUUAUCAUUGCUUUGGAAAUUCCAACCUAAAGAUUUCAGUGCAAAGCAUAACGGAGCAACAAAAGAGUUGGCAUGUGGAAAUGACAUGAUAGGAGCUGAAGUAAUAGCUGAGUUCUUAAUUAAUAGCGAAGAGACAAAAAUGGCAAGACUAAAGCUCUUUCCCCAUCAAACAGGGGAGCUACAUAUUCUGGGAGUCGUUUACAAUCUUGGCACUAUUCAGGGUACUAUGAUGAUAGAUGGGAUUGAUCCUUCUAUUGGAUUGCAAGCAGGAAAGUUUGUCUAUAAUGGGAUGUCUGUACGAGGACGACAGGACUUAGAAAUUCAGGGCCCUCGACUUAAUAAUACAAAAGAAGAAAAAACAUCCAUUAAAUAUGGACCAGAUCGACGUUUGGAUCCUAUUAUAACUGAGGAAAUGCCCUUGUUGGAGGUAUUCUUUAUAAAUUUUCCUACAGGGCUGCUCUGUGGAGAAAUCAGAAAAGCAUAUGUAGAAUUUGUGAAUGUGAGCAAGUGUCCUCUUACUGCAUUGAAGGUUGUAUCAAAACAUCCAGAAUUUUUUACUUUUGGUGGAAAUACUGCUGUUCUAACACCACAGAGUCCAUCAGCUUCGGAAAACUGUAGUGCUUAUAAGACUGUUGUGACAGAUUCUACCUCUGUAUGCACAGCACUGAUGUCAUCAGCUUCUUCUGUAAACUUUGGGCUUGGCACAGGAAGUCAGCCAGAGGUGAUACAUGUCCCACUUCCUGACUCUGUCCUCCUUCCUGGGGCUUCAAUCCAGCUGCCAAUGUGGUUACAUGGACCAGAUGAAGAAGGGGUUCAUGAAAUAAACUUUUUAUUUUACUAUGAAAGUAUUAAAAAACACUCAAAAAUGUGUCAUAGAGUAUUAAGACACACUGCAGUUAUUUGUACCAGCCGAUCUUUGAAUGUUCGAGCUACUGUCUGUAGAAGUAAUGCCCUUGAGGAUGAAGGCAAAGGGGACAAUAUGCUGGUGUUUGUGGAUGUGGAAAAUAUCAAUACUAGUGAAGCUGGUGUUAAAGAAUUUCAUAUAGUACAAGUAUCAAGUAACAGCAAACACUGGAAGUUACAGAAAUCUGUAAAUCGCUCUGAAGACAAAGAUUAUAAGCUUGCCAGUAGAGAGAGAGGAAAGCUAUGCUUUAAAGCAGUAAGAUGCAAAAACUCUGGAGAAAAUUACACAUUUGCAGACGUUAUCUUUGGAAAUGAGCAGAUAAUCAGUUCAGCUAGUCCGUGUGCAGACUUUUUUUUCCGAAGCUUAUCCUCUGAAUUAAAAAGAACACACACACAAUCAAAUAUGUUUCAAGGAGCUGCAAAACAGUCAUUUGAUGAGGCAGUCAGAUUGAUACAAAAAUGUAGUGAGGUGGAUUUGAAUAUUGUUGUUCUCUGGAAGGCAUAUGUUGUGGAAGACAACAAGCAGCUUAUUUUAGAAGGCCAGCAUCAUGUUGUUCUUCAUACAGUAGGGAAGGAGGCUUUUUCCUUUCCUCAAAAGCAGGGUUUUAAAAAAAUACUCGGGAAUUCUGAUUGGGAGGACUUGGAACAGGAAUCACCAGAAAUGGUUCUCUUAAAGUUUUUUCGACCAGAAAACACUUCACUACCCACAAGACCAACACCAGAACAGCUUUCUAACCUUAUCAAGACUAGUCUUCAUUAUCCAGAGUCCUUUAAUCACUCAUUUCAUCAAAAAAGCCUUUGUUUAGUACCUGUCACUCUUCUACUUUCCAAUUGUUCUGAGGCUGAUGUUGAUGUAAUAAUUGACUUGCGGCAUAAAACAACAAGUCCAGAAGCACUAGAAAUCCAUGGUUCUUUCACGUGGCUUGGGCAAACACAGUACAAACUUCAGCUUAAAAGCCAAGAGGUCUACAACUUGCAGUUGAAAGCUUGCUUUGUUCGUACAGGAGUCUAUAAUCUUGGAACUCACAGAGUAUUUGCCAAGUUAGCUGACCAAGUUACUUUGUUUGAAACAAGUCAGCAGAAUUCCAUGCCAGCACUGAUCAUCAUCAAUAACAUUUGACCACUUACUAAAAGAUCAUACUAAAAACCAAAAGAAUCUGAUUUUUCUUAUUCUGCGGAUUGACAUUUAUUCCAGUUUUGGAAUGUGUUACCCCAACAUAUAACUUGUUACAAACUAUUGUGUAGGAGACAAUAGCAAAAUAUUCAGACUACUUGCCAUUUUGUUUCUUAAUGCAAAGCACGUUGGACAGAAAAUGCAUAUAUCCUUUUUAAUGUCUCUUGCAUCUCUGGUAAUUUAUACUCAUAACACUGAACUAAAAUACUCCUUAUAAAACUGUUCGAAUUAACUUGUGUAUCCCAGGCCCUGUCCAAAUAAUAAUAAUAAUAAAGCAGCUUGACUGCUGUUACAACUUCCAGCAUGAUGUUUUAAAUAUAUUUUGUGGCUAUAUUAAAAGACAGUUCAGAAGACAACCCUUGUUGUCUUUUUUCCUGACUUAAGCCAUUAUUCGUCAGAAAUGCCAGCCUUACUGUGAAGUUUGAUAGGUUGUUAAAUACAGUUUAUGCUGGGGGGGGAGGGGUUGUUUGGUUGUUUUUUUCCCCACUUUUCAGUUUUUAAAAUUAGUUUGGGGCUUUGUUAUUGUGUCCUCAUGUUCUGAUAGCCAGUGAUCCUUAUGGCUUACACACAACUUCACCGAAGAUGUUCUGAAAAUAAUUUUGAAACCAGUUUGACUGUUUUCUCAUUCAUCUCAGUACAGAAUGCACUAUUCCACAACCAUGAGAUUGUCAUUUAAAUUGUCAUUCACUUUAUUAUGUAACUAUAACAAUUGAGUUGAUCUGUUUUAAAAAAAAAUCUACUCAAGUUAAUUAAGCUUUUCAAGAAAUGUAUUAUAUUUAUAACAAAUGUACUGUAAAUAGAAUAAAACAUACACCAUAUUCACUGUA
This is a messenger RNA of Mauremys reevesii (Reeves's turtle), 5582 nucleotides long. It is a transcript of the gene TRAPPC8, whose product is annotated as trafficking protein particle complex subunit 8. NCBI's taxonomy places the organism in Eukaryota, Metazoa, Chordata, Testudines, Geoemydidae. Bases 280 to 4701 code for a protein of 1473 amino acids. The transcript has 31 exons. The record is from RefSeq and is a predicted model, not a curated record. Gene Ontology annotation, biological process: endoplasmic reticulum to Golgi vesicle-mediated transport; protein localization to phagophore assembly site. Gene Ontology annotation, molecular function: protein binding. Gene Ontology annotation, cellular component: TRAPPIII protein complex; phagophore assembly site; cytoplasmic vesicle.